Molecule: messenger RNA, 1974 nt
Organism: Peronospora belbahrii
Lineage: Eukaryota; Oomycota; Peronosporomycetes; Peronosporales; Peronosporaceae
Source: the annotation of a GenBank genome assembly
AUGCUCAUCUUGCGGCCACGCCUUCAACUUCUCCAGCGUCUCUCUUCUUCUACGGUCCAAUCCUCGAAUGCAGUGGUCAGAAAUUCUCUAAUUCUAAUGUGUCAUAUGCCAGACGCUUCUGGCACCAAGCGCUCGCUGUUUAAUAUAACGCAGCGUGGCAAACGCAAGCAGCUUAAGAGCUUGGAACAGACGGCAAAUGCUAAUCCAGAGGAUCCGUAUACACAGCUUCGCUUUUUGCAGGAGCUUAACCGUAACAAUUAUCCGGCGCUUGUAGUCCGACGUGUAGAGGAAAACCGUUUUGCGGUAGACGAAGCUGUACAGAAAGAGUACGUCAAAGCAUUGGUUAAAACAGGUCGACUUGAUACAGUGGACUUGCCGCAAUUGAUUCAGCAAAUUGGGACGACGGGAUCAAAUGCGACCCGUCAGUUUGCCGCUUGUUCAGCUGUGAGUCGUGGAAGUCAGGGCUUGUCAUCUCGUGAUCCAGUCUACGUGUCUAUGGUGGAAGGUAGUUUUAAAAGCAAUAUGUGGAAGACAUUGCGGACAUUGGGUAUGGCGUUUUUAGUUGUUUCGGCAUUGGGAGCUAUGCUGGACGAGAAAAUUGGUAAAAUUGGUACCGCAUCAAAAGUGAUGGGUCCUACGGGUAGUGACAAACGUUUUAGUGAUGUUAAGGGAGCUACUGAAGCCAAACAAGAGCUGGAGGAAAUUGUGCAGUUUUUAAGAGAUCCGGCUCGCUUUACUCGCCUUGGUGGCAACUUGCCAAAGGGUGUACUGCUCACUGGCCCACCAGGUACGGGCAAGACGCUGCUGGCUCGUGCUAUUGCGGGUGAGGCCGGUGUACCGUUCUUCUACUCGUCUGGAUCCGAGUUUGAAGAGAUGUAUGUGGGUGUCGGCGCGCGUCGUGUGAGGGACUUGUUUGAGUCAGCCAAGCGGAAAGCACCUUGCAUCAUCUUCAUUGACGAGAUCGACGCUAUUGGUGGGACGCGUAAGCUGAAGGAACAGCAGGCUAUGAAGAUGACGCUUAACCAACUGCUGGUGGAGAUGGACGGUUUUGAUCAGAACAAGGGUAUUAUCGUCAUUGGUGCUACAAACUUCCCCGAUGUGCUGGACAAUGCGUUGAUCCGGCCGGGUCGUUUUGACCGGCACGUGACGGUGGAUCUGCCGGACGUGGCCGGCCGCAAGGAAAUUCUCGAAUUUUACGGAGGCAAGGUUCCUUUGGGUGAGGAUGUUGACCUGGAUGUGCUGGCGCGUGCUACGCCUGGUAUGUCCGGUGCAGAGCUAUCAAACCUGGUGAACGAGGCUGCACUACGAGCGUCAAUUAAAAGUGCAGAUGUAGUGGAUAUGGACGCGUUUGAGUAUGCGAAAGACAAGAUUCUUAUGGGCGCCGAGCGAAAAUCUGCCGUGAUUACGCCGGAGUCGGCGAAACUUACUGCUUACCACGAAGGUGGUCACGCACUGGUUGCGAUUAACACGCCGGGCGCACAUCCUGUCUACAAGGCGACUAUAAUGCCGCGUGGACAAGCGUUGGGUAUGGUUUCACAAUUGCCUGAAGGCGAUCAGACGUCCAUUUCGCGAAAGCAGCUGUUGGCACGGUUGGAUGUUUGCAUGGGUGGUCGUGUGGCAGAGGAGUUGACAUUCGGCACUAACGAGAUUACGGGCGGUGCGUCGUCCGACAUCCAGCAAGCCACGAACGUUGCUCGCACCAUGGUGACGAAGUAUGGUAUGAGUGAGAACGUGGGUUUGGUGUUUCACGACUUGCGUGGGAACGAUACAAGUGCUACUACGCGCAAGAUAAUUGAUGACGAAGUGAAGAAGUUGUGCGACGCAUCCUACAAACGCGCGAAGGAGAUCCUUGUCAACAAGCAUUCCGAUUUGGAAAAGUUAGCUGAGGCACUGCUAGAGUAUGAGACGUUGUCGGGUGCUGAGAUUGAUAAGAUUCUCAAGGGUGAGGCGCUGGAACGUAAGCCGAUUGAAUAA